AUGUCGGCUGAUUGUGGGGCCGUGCGGGUGCCUAGGGCUGUGCUGCUGACAGGAAGGUUUAAACAAGAAGGAGUCGUUGGGCAGUUAAAGAUUUAUCUGGGCAGCCACCCCGAGGACUGGACCCACUUGGCUGGGGGCACAAAGAGGACACUGGAGAUGGCAAAGUGCACCCUCAGCUCCUCCACCCAGGCCUCCACCAGUAUCGACCUGCUCUACGAGGGCGUGGACUUCUACACAGCCAUCACGCGGGCCCGCUUCCAGGAGCUCAACGCCGACCUCCCCAGCACCACGCUGGGGCGGGUGGAGAAGGUGCUGCACGACACCACGCCGGACAAGUCCCAGGUGCAUGACGUGGCGCUGGUCAGUGGUUCCACCUGCAUCCCCAGGAUCCAGAAUCUGCUGCAGGAUUUCUUCAAUGGGCGGGAGCCGAAUAAGAGCAGCAACGUGGACAAGGCUGUGGCCUCCCGCACUG
Molecule: messenger RNA, 472 nt
Organism: Pelodiscus sinensis (Chinese soft-shelled turtle)
Lineage: Eukaryota; Metazoa; Chordata; Testudines; Trionychidae
Source: RefSeq, a predicted model, not a curated record